UCGGCCGCUUCCGGUCGUCGUCGUCGCCGCUGCCGCUGCUGCUGCUGCUGCUGCUGCUGCUCGUGCUGCUGGCGCUGCGGGAGGCCGGAGGAUCGGCGGCGGCGGCGGCGGCGGCGGGAGCGGAGCGGGGCCGGCGAGCGAGAGCCAGCGAGCGAGGAGCGAGCGCAGCACGCCCGGGCCCGCCGCCGCCGCCCGCGUCCCCGCGCGCCGGACAAAGCCCCGCAGCCCGCGCCCGGAGCCAUGUCCUCGUCGGCCGGCAGCGGCCACCAGCCCAGCCAGAGCCGCGCCAUCCCCACGCGCACCGUGGCCAUCAGCGACGCCGCGCAGCUACCUCAUGACUAUUGCACCACGCCCGGGGGGACGCUUUUCUCCACCACGCCGGGGGGCACACGGAUCAUUUAUGAUCGAAAGUUUCUUUUGGAUCGUCGCAAUUCUCCGAUGGCUCAGACUCCGCCCUGCCACCUGCCCAAUAUCCCGGGAGUCACUAGCCCUGGCACCUUAAUCGAGGACUCCAAAGUAGAAGUAAACAAUUUGAACAACUUGAACAAUCAUGACAGGAAGCACGCAGUUGGGGAUGACGCUCAGUUCGAGAUGGACAUCUGACUGGCCUGCUCGUCUCGGCGGGAGAGCAGCAGCAGCACCUGUGUGAGCCUGCCCUGGCCUCCAGCUCGCGGGGAGAGCAGUGCCAGCCGUCCUCCCCGCGGCCGCCCCCUCCUCCUCCAGUGCCAAACCAUGCGAGGAUGAGCUUCAGCCGACCCUUCCCGCCCCUCGCCCCUGCUUCCCUUCCCAGUCAGCGCGGGUGGAAGGCCCUCAGCUCCGUAGAGCCGAGCAGCCCGCAGUGGGAGACAGUUCAGUUCUGCCCAUUCCUUUCCGAGAAGUAUGAUGUUUCUCCUUGUUCUUUGAUGAGAAGCAUUGUAUCAUGACAAGCCAAUUUUUCUUUUCUUUUCUUUUCUUUUUUUUUUAAUCCCAAAUGAAUUCAGACGCACACCGCCUGCUGCCUGGACCACCUGGAGGGGCAGGACAGAGGUCUGGUGGGCUUGGUGUUUGUGUUCUUUCCUCACUGUCCUCUGCCUCCCAGCCGCCUCUGGGUUUGCACGAGUCUCCGGGUACACCAGAGGUGCUGGAGACAGGAAGAGAAAUGCUUUCCCCCCGGAGACAGAGCACGGCCCGGGCUCCCUGUGACAGUCCUGAGGUGGACUUGGGACCAGUGUCUUUGCCUUUGGCUCUUGGGCUCAUCUUCCCGGUCCUUAGUGAGCACAUCGGUACCAGAGCCCACUCGGUACCCGGCAGAGCGCCGGCCUCUGCCCCGUUCCCAGCUGCUUUCAGCCCUCGGCUGCCCGGGCGGGCUCACCUCUGCCCAGAGCCUGCUCAUUCCCGGCGUGGAAGGGCCUUGGGAGGAGGCCUGACCCUACAGGAUCCCAUCAGAGUUUGCCUGAGGGGAACCUUGGGGGGAGCUGUGAGCUGCCGGCAUGCCCGGUCUCCGAGGUCAUUUUUCUGUCCAGUGAGCGCUGGAUGUUGGUUAUCCAGAUUGCCGUCUGUAUGAAUUUAAAGCUGACUUUAAGAAUUUUUAGAACUGAACUUUUUUUUUUUCUUGUUUUUUUCCCCCCUGUGUGGACUUGCUUUGUUUGGCUGCUGAGUUGGAGAAGCACGGGCUUUUAAAAAAAAAAGAGCAAAGUUCUCCCAUUUUUCCUGCCUUUUCUGUCCUCUGUCCUCCCUGCCCUCCCUGCUCUCCCUGCCCUCCCUCCCCUCCCUCCCUUCCCUCCCUUCCCUCCCUCCCCCUCCUGGCCUUCCUUGUUUUCUGCCAGGCCAUUUUUCAUAUAUACAUCGAAGAUACCUCAGGUGUGGUAUCUGAUAAUAUCUGCCACUCCUCCAAGCUGAGGAACGGCCUUUUAUUUUUAAGAUGACUACAGACCUAUUUUUCGAUAUGCUUUCCGCACAACUUUGAGCGGCAACUUUUUACUCCCACGUCUUCCUGUGUCAGGGAGGCAGGCCACGUCCGCAGGCGAGUCUGCUGUUCUGUGUCCCCCCCGUGUGCCCCCAGCCCCUCACGAGCACUGUCUCCCUCCUGGUCUCGGGUGUGUGCAUGUUUGGACUUUGUCCUGGGUGGUUUAUAAAACUGGACCAUUCUGCCUUGCUGUGGGUCAUUGAUGAAAGCCUCGUUCUUUCCCCACCCCGCCCCCUGCCCCUCCUGUGACGGUUGGCUGUCGCUCGACCCCCUCACAGACUUAAAGAGGAGAAGCUGCCACCCCCCACCCCAAGGAUGGCGGGAUGCUGCUGGCUAGAUUCGGUGCCCUAGCCCCUUCUGGGAGAUCAGAUUUCUCGGGUGAAAGUGACAGCCAGUUGGCCCAGUAGAAAGCGUUUGGUGUUAUCUUUGGAACUAGGAGAAGAUCCUCUUUGUGGCUACAUUUUAGACCAAGGAUAUCCAAGGAACGUCGUCCUGUUUCCUGCUACAGAAUGUGAAUGGUUGGGAGCGAGAGACCUUCCGUGGUGUCCCAGGAAUGCACUGGGUCACCAGUGGUGGUGGGAAACCUUCCGUCUCAAGAGUUGAUGAUCAGAAAGUAUUUUUGUUCAGUUGCUUCAGCAUAUCCCUGUUCUGGUUUUCGUGAAACUCCACAUUCUGCUUUCCAGGCCCUUGUGCUGUACCUCGCAUCAGAACCUUGCUCGGGACAUUUGUGUCAGGGCGCACGAGUCUUUGGGGCUGAAGCUUGUGUUUCCUCCUUUAUAUCCCGUCCUUGAUCCCCUGUGCCCCUGACCCCCGCCCUGACAGCACACUACCCCAGACCCUCUUGGUCUCUGUCACCAAACGGGAGAAUUGGGAUGGCCCCACCAGACGCCAGGGAAGGGGCUGGGAACAUGCUGUCUGAGAUAGGAGCACAGCGAGGUUGUCCUUUUUGGAGUCCAUCUGGGGGUUCCCUCAAGUCAGGUCAUAUUUCUUGUUUUUCCUGGGCCACGUCGACUGUCAUGCAGCGUUACCCACCCUCUCCCCUCACUGUAAGGCUGGCGCAGUUCUGCAGAGGAUGGCACAGGUGGAUCGUUUUCAGGGCAGGUCAGAGUUCGCCGAAUGCCUUCUGGUUGUUUGAGAGAAAACCUCCAGAUAAAACCGAAGUGCAUGGAUGAGCCAUCUUGGCUGUCUCUUGGGCGGGGAACAACUUUACCAUUCCAUUGUAGAAUGAGCCCAUUCUUGGACUUUCUUGCGUUCAUCUGUGCUUUCCUUGCAGUGAGGAGAUGAUGUUUCUAUUCCUCGGGCACAGUUCAGCUUCACGAGGGUCCCUUCUCCCUGCAGAGCCCAGUGGUCCCAGCAGGGACGCGCUGGCCAUGGACCUGCCUUCUCUGCUCACUACUUCCUCAAGGUCAGUUUCAGUCACAUCUCUGCAGGAGCACAGGGUUAAAAAGGCAACUUCUAGUCCUGGGCUUCCAUGCUGAGGGUUUGUCCUACCUGUAGCCGUGAGGCUGAUGGCUCUCGAGCUCCCACAGACGCCAGUGUUGCCUGUCGGCUCCUGCCGAGUGCCACUUGGAACCAGCUCGGCUCUGUGGGGCGAGACCCUCCUGAGGCAGGGGGUCUGCUGUAGUGGGGGCUGGAGAAUCCACUUCUAAGCUCUACAUGGCUCUUGCUAAGAAGCCUCAGUUUCUCCCCGUGUGGGUUUCUCUCUGGGGCUGGUUGUCACCUUGGCAACUGGCCUCCUCCUGCAGGAGAGACGGAGUGAUGAGACGAUGAGGAGGGCACUUUGGCUCUGCCCAGGCCAGCGUGCCCCGCUGGCACCCAGCCCUUGGAGCAGCAUUAGAACUGGGGGCGCUGACCUAAGCCUUCCUGCCCUAGCAGGGGAGGGCCCCGCGCUGCGAGGGGCUGGUUUGAAGGAGAGGAUACCGUGCAGAGAACACUUGUGUCACUACUGAGAAUAAUCCAGAGACCUCGCCAGAUUGGGGGGAGCACACGGACACCGUCUCCUCCUGAAGCUGCUCAUGUGUUUUGGUGUUGCUGGAUGGCAACUUCCAGAAAUAUCUCUGUCCUCCUGAUUGCCCGUAGCUCAGGGAUGUGUCUCACUGUCUCAUUAACCUGCUGCCAGCUCAGCCCUCAAUUAGUAAAGGGAACUGGAGCUUGGAUCCCAGAAGCUGAGCUCCAAAAGCUCCCCUAGUUGGAGUCAGGGUUGUCCAGCAAGGGGAGUGAAGGUGACUUAGACAUGUGGUUCCUGAACUGUGACCGAGUAACCAUUCAGGGGUGGAGCCACGCACCUGUCCCUCCUACUCAAACUUGGGUCAGGCCAUCACUUAAGCCACUUUGUAGUAAAGUACCAAAUGUCCAUGGAUUAGGAAUAAUGUUUUGGGGGAGGGGCGGAGAGUGCAGUGGGGAAGCCUUUGCCUCUAGUGUAGCCGGCCCGGCACAUGCAGUCCCCUGCACCCCCCAGGAGUGGCUGCCCCUGAGCAGAGCCAAGAAGAGAGAUGGAAGGAGGCAGCAGGGAUCGCCUGAGGGCACCGGCAGAUGAAGCAGAAGCGAGGGACUCGCUUCCAGCGCCCUCAGGGUUACUCCUGUUUGCCUUCAGCUCUUGAGAGGACAGUGGUGCGUGGGCAUUAGCCUGCUGCCCUUUGGGUUGCGAGCCCUGGGGGAUUCUCACUUAUCUCCCCUUGUUGAGCAAUCUCCACCUUGGAUGCAGCUCCCUGGAGACGUGGGUUUCACCCCUCUGAGCUCACAGGUUGGUAAGUGUGUAGCGAGUGUCUGCUUGGAACCAAGGCCACUAGUGGAAGAAGCUGGUGUUGGCAGCAGUGCCGCCAUGGAGAGGGGGCUCCCCAGCUUCCCUUCAGCUGGCCCAGCCUCUCUGAGGGGUCUAGGUGAUGUUUAACCUGCCGUUUAACCUGCAGGACCCAGUCUGACUCCUGCCAUCUACCAAGUGGGGAGGUAGUGCUGGUUUUAGAGAAACAUUGUUUCUGGAGCAGAGAAAGGGCUUCAGGGCUGAGCCAUGCUUUGUAUUCAGGUGCCCACUGGGGCCAGGUGUGGCCCCCAAAUCAAAAAUAAGAGCCAUCUUUGGAAGGAUAGUGUUCUUUCCAAAGGAGACGGCCCCACCUCACGCUGCUUUGCAUCUCCUGGGAGCCGGGCUGGGACCUCCAGCUCUUAGUACUUAUUCCAGAGGGGCCUUACCUAUUCCACGGUUUUUCAGUUCCAUCCCUGACGCGCCUCGAUGCAGACUGAGGCUGGGUGGUGCUGGGCCAUGCUCACCCUCGGGCGCCCGCCCUCUGGAGGGAGUCGGCAUCUUUCUCUGGGCAGGCCCUGGUUGUUGGUUUAGGAUAAGUCUGAUGGGGACUCUGGGUGUCAGUGUGCACUGUGCCUGCAGUCCUGGCUGACGAUCGUGGGUGCCUCUGGGAAAUGCCCCCAGCUGAAGCCCCAUUCCCAGUGCGGAGAUGCCACGAUGCUUGAUAAUCAUUUGGCCACAUGGACCUUUUCCAGGGAGCUCUUGCCAGUGCUUGAAACCAAAAUCCCCCGAAACCUCAAACAUGGAGGAGCCCAUGAAUCUAGCUCAGAGUACUCGUACUUGCCCCAGUGUCUGCCCUCUUCCUCUCCAUGUCCGUCUGUUUUAGAAAUAGUGAAAAAGGAAAAAACAGCCCUGAUCAAGGGUGAUUUUUACUUGAAGCCCAGUGGGGUAGGGCAGGGGAUGGACACCAGAGAGAGGGCGAGUGUGUGCCGCUGGGCAGAGCUGGUGUCUAUCCACAUCGCUGGGUAGCCGUAGCCCGUGCCUUCCCUCCGUCUGACGGCGGAGCCCACUGCUGCCCCCGGCAGACCGGAAACAAGUGUCUUGGACAACGCCGAGGACACCCUCCAUGUCCAUCUUAAGCAUCUUUCAAAUAAAUAUUUUGUGUAUUUCAAA
Sorex araneus (European shrew) is the source of this 5855-nucleotide messenger RNA. RefSeq names its product eukaryotic translation initiation factor 4E binding protein 2 (gene EIF4EBP2). NCBI's taxonomy places the organism in Eukaryota, Metazoa, Chordata, Mammalia, Eulipotyphla, Soricidae. The transcript has 3 exons. The record is from RefSeq and is a predicted model, not a curated record. Bases 241 to 603 code for a protein of 120 amino acids. Gene Ontology annotation, biological process: negative regulation of translational initiation. Gene Ontology annotation, cellular component: cytoplasm. Gene Ontology annotation, molecular function: eukaryotic initiation factor 4E binding.